AUGGAGGAGCUGCAACGGGAGAGAUAUUUUGCCCAGCAGGCACAUGAGAGGAUGAGAGCGGGACUGGCUGACUUCCAGGCCAUUCAUACGAGUAUGCAGCAACUGCGAAACCGGGCUGAGAAUCUGCAGCUCACCACCCCACCUCACCAACCACCCUAUACUGUUAUUGAUGAAGAGGAGGACUGGCCUCCACCCCCCCUUGACAUAAUGAUGAACGAGCUUCAGAGCCUGAAGAGGGAAUCAUUGGCGGCCCAGGAGAGUCAAACAUUCCCCCUCUAUAAUCCCCAGCCAGUGCAUACUACCAUGGCCCAGCCAAAGAUCACGCCUCCUCCCAUGCCACCUCUUAGAGUACCUGCCCGGCCAGAGCAACGUCCUCCACCACCUUCUGAUCCUUCAUGGUGGACACCACCGGCCCAAAGACCUUUAAAACAGGUAGCAGCGCCUGAGAUGACCUACAGGGGUCCUCGCCCAAGCAUUCCCAAGCUCAUAAACCGGGAUCCUGGGGAAUUCGCUCGCCUGAAGAUGGCGCUGGAGAACCUACUGCCCCUAGACAGUACAGAGCUAUUUAAAUACCAAGUCUUGUUAGAUCACUUAUACCUAGAGGAGGCUGAGUUAAUCGCUGAUGCUUACCUGCAUUCCACCACACCUUUCAGUGACACCAUGGCUGCUCUCAAUGAUAAGCUUGGCCAACCACACCAGCUUGCCCUGAGAAGGAUCGCAGCUGUGAUGGACUCACCUGACAUUCGCAAAGGAGACGUGGUUGCGUUUGAGAAAUUUUCCCUCCAAAUCCAGUCACUCGUGGGCAUGUUGAAGACCUUAGGUCCAGACGGUGAAGUUGAACUCCAGUGUGGCUCCCAUGUGGCACGGCUCCUGAGCAAGCUCCCUCCAGAGCAGAGAGCUGACUUUCGCCGGUGCGUGUACAAUCGCUCUGGUCAGACUUACACCCUCAAUGACCUCACACGAAACCAAGGUCGACAUCUACAGGUCCUUCAUAAAGUAAACACUGCCCCGAAGACGCCUGCCCCUGAAAACGUCCCUGCUCUAGAGGCUGGGAAUACAACUGGUGUCCUGUACCUCGACCGUGCUACAGAGAGCGGCCGCGUCUUGUUGAAGGUAGUUCCCGUCACCCUCCACCAUAAUGACGUUCCCAAAGUGGCGUUUUCUGCGUCGCUCGGAGACGGACUCCAGAAAACCACCUCCGGAAACAAAGUCCUGAUCUACAGAGACGUCAUGACCAAUGAGGGGUGGAGCUACAACCCACAGACAGGUGUCUUCACGGCCCCGGUGCGUGGCGUGUACCUCGUCAUGUUCACGGCGAACGCUCCCACAGACUUCCCGCUGAGCGCCGUCCUGUACCGGAACAACAUCCACGUGGAACUCAUCGCUCACGAGCAGCAGUCAGGAGCAGGAAGUGACACGGCCUCCAACAGCGCCUUCCUGGUGCUGGACCAGGGAGACACGCUCCACAUGGUCCUCUGGCACAACACACAGAUCUGGGACAACAGCAACCAUCACAGCACCUUCAGUGGAGCCCUGCUGUUCCCACUGGACCAGAACGUGACUCUGAGCUGA
This is a messenger RNA of Knipowitschia caucasica, 1572 nucleotides long. NCBI's taxonomy places the organism in Eukaryota, Metazoa, Chordata, Actinopteri, Gobiiformes, Gobiidae. The record is from the annotation of a GenBank genome assembly.